UCUCUUGUGUGUUUUUCACAGGCACACAGAUGCUUCAAGACACUCAGACGAUUUAAAUUUACUUGUUAUUUGUUUGUUUAGUUGUAUUUCUUAAGGAAAGUCUCUGGAGCAAAAGAAGGAAGAUCAGAGUGACAGCCAAGGCAUCUCAGUAACUUAAUGACGAAGGGAAGUGUUGGAGGCAGCUAUGCCGGGGUCCUUCCUCGUAAUUCAGCACUGCCCUCCCUCACCGACAUGUGGACUGGAGUAGCAGUGAAACUGAUUACCUUGAAGUUACAUCCUGGAGCAGCUGAGCAGGAUUUUCUUUGAGAUUUAGAUCUACAGGCCCUUUCUUCCCCAUAGCCUGCCCACUCUGCCUUGGACAAGCUAUGGCAGCAGAUGAAGGUUUGCUUCUCAAUAUUUCAGAGGACUGGACUUUCCCAGGCUUUCACCGACCAGAGCACAAGAAGUUCCCCAGAUCCUUCGCAGCCAAGGAGAGAAGGGGAACACCAAAGCAAGCAAAAGGUACAAAAAGAAAAUUCCAAGGGGCCAGUGAAGGGCCCCCACCAAAACAAAAGAAUGAAAUAUCCUUACCCCCUGCCAAGAAAACCAAUGUUAAAGAGGUUGAAAGGACUGUGAAGGGAAAGCCAGAAGGUCUGAUUUCUCCAAAGAAGCACCCAGCUGUCCAUACUAAUGAGGGACAAGUGGAGAGGCCAUUCAUUAAGACUUCGUCAUUAUUUAAAAACAACCCUGAAAUUCCAGAGAUCCACAGAGCUGUGGUGAAUCAGGUUCGAGAAAAAGUGUUCACUUCAGAUUCUUUUCAUGAGUUGGGCCUCCAUCCACACUUGAUUUCAACAAUAAACACUGUCUUGAAAAUGUCCAGUAUGACCAGUGUUCAGAAGCAAAGUAUUCCUUCAUUGCUAGAAGGCAGAGAUGCUCUUGUGAGAUCCCAGACAGGAUCAGGUAAAACGCUUGCCUAUUGCAUCCCUGUGGUUCAGUCUCUUCAAGCAAUGAAGUCAAGAAUACAGCGCAGUGAUGGCCCCUAUGCUCUGGUAUUAGUGCCAACAAGAGAGCUGGCUCUACAGAGCUUUGAUACCAUCCAGAAACUGCUUAAGCCAUUUACCUGGAUUGUGCCCGGAGUGUUAAUGGGGGGGGAAAAGAGAAAAUCAGAAAAGGCCAGGCUACGCAAAGGGAUAAACAUCCUAAUCUCAACCCCUGGACGUCUGGUAGAUCACAUUAAAUCCACUAAAAAUAUUCACUUCAGUCGAAUACAGUGGUUGAUCAUUGAUGAGGCAGACAGGAUCCUGGACUUGGGUUUUGAGAAGGACAUCACCGUGAUUCUCAACGCCAUAAAUUCAGAGUGCGAGAGACGCCAGAAUGUCCUGUUGUCAGCCACUCUUACUGAGGGUGUAACAAGGUUGGCAGAUAUCAGUUUGCACAAUCCAGUCAGUAUUUCUGUAUCAGAUGAAUCCUGUGACCAGCGCAUCAAAGGAUGCAAAGCAGCCAGAGAAGCCAGUCACCUACAAACUGGUGCUGAGCCGGACAGUUUUGCCGUGCCUGAGAAACUCCAACAGCAUGUGAUGCUGGUUCCCAGCAAACUGAAACUCGUCACAUUAGCAGCCUUCAUUCUUGGAAGAUGUGAGUUUGAAAAAAACCAGAAGCUGAUUGUCUUUUUCUUGAGCUGUGAGCUGGUCGAGUUCUACUACCACCUCUUCCUCCAGACCCUGCUGGGCAGCUCCAUGGCCCCAGCAUCAGGACAGUCACCAUCUGCCUCCUCCCGAUUAAAAUUCCUACGUCUGCAUGGCAACAUGGAACAGGAGGAAAGAACAGCAGUUUUUCAGGAGUUCUCACAAUCCAAAUCAGGCAUCUUGCUUUGUACGGACGUUGCAGCUCGGGGCUUAGAUCUCCCUCAGGUCACAUGGAUCGUUCAGUACAACGCUCCAUCUUCACCUGCAGAAUACAUCCACCGGAUUGGGAGAACCGCCCGGAUUGGCUGCCAUGGGAGCAGUCUGCUCAUUUUGGCUCCUUCGGAGGCAGAAUAUGUCAACUCGUUGGCUUCUCACAAAAUCAAUGUAUCCGAGAUAAAGAUGGAGGAUAUUUUGUCUAUUUUGGCAAUGGAUGAUCGUUUUAAAGGAAGACGAUGGGGGAACAAGAAAUCCCGCAGUGUUGGCCCCCAGGAAAUCCGAGAGCGAGCCACUGUCUUGCAGACAGCAUUUGAAGAUUACGUGCAUGCCAGUGCGGAGAGGGUCUCCUGGGCAAAGAAAGCUCUACAGUCUUUCAUCCGUGCCUAUGCAACCUACCCCAAGGAUCUGAAGCACAUUUUUCAUGUCCGAUCCCUCCAUCUUGGUCAUGUGGCCAAGAGCUUUGGGCUAAGAGAUGCCCCCCGGAAUCUGAGUGCCUCUUCAGGAAACAAAAGGAAAUCAAAGCUGAAAAGGCCUGACCUUCAUAAGAAGACCCAGAGUAAACACCGUCUUGCUGAAAUCUUGCGUUCAGAAUACUCAAGUGGGAUGGAAGCUGGCGACGCCAAGGUCAAAAAGCAAAACAAACAUGGAAAACCCAGCAAGCACACACUGCAGAGCUGAGUUGGAGCUCCCAACCUUUGCUGUGGGGGAAGGAAAAGAAAAUCUGUCUCUGUGAAACACUGGAAAAGCCCACAAAGAUGUUCUGUGGGCCAGUGAGACUUAGCUAAGACUCCUCAAAAACUGCCUCUCUAUGUGGCACUGAGCCUCAAGAUGGAUCCUGGAAGUUCUGAAUUGGUAAAUGUCCUAUUUUUGUCAGAGGAACCUUAUUAAAAAUAAGCAUGUUUCUCUUUUCCUGCAUACCAAAUUUCAAAACAUAAUUGAACCCACAGCCAAUAUCUUUUGUGAGUGGAGCAAAAAUAGAAACCAAGGGGAGUAACAUCACAGCAACAAUUAGCUAAUUACUUGAUAUCUCUAUUCAUUCAUUCCAUUGACACCAGAAGCUGAUCAGUCCUUUUAAGUGAGCAGGAGUAAAAAUGAAAGACAAAAGAACUCCAUCCUAAGUCACUGAACAUAUUUGGAUGUGCCAUACAACUAAAGCCUACUAUGAUCUAGGCUAGCCUAUGAAGUGUAUUAAACCUGCAUCACAUGCCAGUGUUUUAGCAAAGUUUCACUAUGUUUUAUUUUUGUACUAUUUGGUACCUUUGAUUUUAUUUGUAAAGCACAAUCUGUGACAUGAAGAGUAGCUAUGCGACCUUAGACAAGUCAUAUCCCUUCUCUGGGCCUGAGUUUCCUCAUCCACAAAGUAAGGGGGCAAGAUUUUUUGAUUUCUAAGGUCUCUUCCAACUCUCGAAGUAUGAUUCUGUGAAAUGGGUGUAUAUAAGGGGGAAAUUUUAUUUCUCAAAAUUCCCUUUCUCAAUUCAUGCAUGAAGUGGUCUGUAAGAAGGACUAAGAAUCAUUUUGUAAAAGUAAUCAGAAAUAUGACAAUGUUGUGAUAUAUCCCGAGCCUCUUUAUUUUCUCUAAAUUUGUUGCUGUAAAUACAAUGUCACUUUUCUAUUAUUCUGUGCGUUAUUCAAAGGUAUUCUUUCAGGCUAAUUGAUUUAUUGUUGUCUUUUUACUAUUUGCCUUUGAAGUCAAAAGACACCAGUGCCUCUGUGUUUUUCUUCCUGGUGAAACCCAACAGGGUUCCACAAGAGGCGUGUACUUCUUUGUGUUGUGACCUGGGGCAUAGCUUCCCCAUUGGGUCUGGCUGCAGGACUGGUGAGAGCCCCUUUCCCCCCUUGAGAAGUAUUGAUUUCCCAAUAAAUGCAAUAUUUACAUACAGGAAAUGCUAGAGAAGGUCACAAGAGAAAGGGCUAAAAAUCUCAGCAGUUUUCUUCAUGUUGAAGAGCCCUGUGCAGCACCUUGACUAGGGCAUUUCCAGGCCAUCCUCCUCUGUGAUUACUAAAUGACCAUGUCUAGAUUUUCUGUGACAAAGUUCUUAGAAAUUCCAAAGGAAAUACCAGAUUUGAAUUAGCUAACUGACCAGUAGAAUAAUGUAAGCUUUGAGAAGAUUCAAAUUUACCAAGUGGUAAAGGGGGAGAGUGUCAAGUCUUCCCUUUCUGAUAGUGGGCAAUCAGAUUCAAGUCAAAUGUCAUCUAGAACACUACAAUAGAAAUGACUCAGAGUGUGUGAGGUAGAGUGUGAGCCUAGUAAAAAUUGAUCUUCUGCAUGAGGAAAAAUAUGACCUUCUCAGAGUCAGCUGUCACAUAUGAAUUAAUAGGGACUGUUGGCAAAAUUUAUAACAAUAAUAAUAAUAAAAAACCCUGCAGCAAUGUCAAAAAUGACUUUGGGCAAAUCUGCCACCCUCUCUUUUAUUUUGAUGCAUAAUAGUUCAAAUGAUUUGGAUGAGAAAAGAAGGGAUCAAACUUUUUAUAGACAAAACCUAGCUGUGUGGGAAAUAGGAUUAAUGCCAGCGAUUGGGGGUGAUCAAAGGCAAAAACCUACAUAUUUUUUCAAGUAUUCGUUCUAUUAAAAGAUGAAUAAUCAUAAGGAUAUUUCACAUUCCUGGAGUAAAAAAUGCUAUAACUAUUCAAAGAAUAAAUGUGUAUAUCAUUAUGUGUA
Molecule: messenger RNA, 4539 nt
Organism: Trichosurus vulpecula (common brushtail)
Lineage: Eukaryota; Metazoa; Chordata; Mammalia; Diprotodontia; Phalangeridae
Gene: DDX31
Product: DEAD-box helicase 31
Exons: 20
Coding region: 366-2558 (730 amino acids)
Biological process (GO): ribosome biogenesis
Cellular component (GO): nucleus
Molecular function (GO): ATP binding; RNA helicase activity; nucleic acid binding
Source: RefSeq, a predicted model, not a curated record